GGACAGCCGGAUGCGAAGGGAUCGAGUGCAGGUGCGCGUCGAUCUUUUUCAAGCUCAAAUGCCAGCUGCUGCUCGAGCGUAUAUGGAAUGGGCUGCGAAGGAUGGAGGAAAUUGGGCAGAGGCUAGUCAAACCUGCUCGGACGCUACAGAUGGAGACCAAAUUGGGCGUAGAGCUGUUCGAGUGGUUGAUAUGUUUUGUACGUUGCUACAUUGAAUUCUCACUCUUUCACAAUGACAGAUGCUAUCCACACAGGUACCUAUACAUACGAGUGUUGUAUUGAAGCCGAAGACACGAACCUACUGUCUUCCUUUAUCCGUCAAGGUCUUCUGCCAUGUGCGCCGUCUCAACCCUCUGUCGCCAUCACAAUCCGCACCAUGGAAGCGUAUCGAACCAUGUUCAUGCGAAGCCCCCAUUUUACGAUACAGCCGUUUGUGAAGGCUCUGUGCGAUAUCCACGGCAUACCGUUUCGCUCAUAUCUCACUCAACAGUUCUCUAUCUGCUUCGACCUAUUUUUCGCAAUCCUAGCUGAUGUCCGUGCCCUCGUUGAGCAGAAGCUGGAAAGGCAUUCCGAAACAUGGCGGCUACAAAAUGCAUGUCCGUGCUGCACGUAUCGACUAGAAGGCGAGAAAGAGCUCAACUACUCGAUGCUCUUUACGAUGGACGGAAACGAUUCGCUCAAACGCAUAGCACGACGCAAUGCGGGUGAGCAAGGCCAGUUGGGAGCUUCAAAAGAAAGACUUGACAGCCGAGAAGGAGGAGGCGGCUACUUUCUCUCAAGGGAGGAGGUGGAUGAGUGGUCAAAGGGGAUGUUGGAAGAAAUCCUGGCUGCCAGUGACGAGGGUACUGGGGGCAAUGAAGUAAACCCAUGCGCCGACAGGUGGAAAAAUAUGAUGCAGGAGAUGGUGGCAAGAAUGUGGGGGAUCUUCGACGAGACGGGGGUGUUUCUUUCAUUGUGUAGGCAUGGGUUUGUUCUCUUGGCCUGCGAUAUGGUCAGGAGCGGCGAGCUAGCAAAAUAUCCCCUUGCUAUGGUCAGCAGACUUCUCGAUGUGCUCGGAAAGAAUCUCGGCGGUGCCUACGAUAUUGGCUGCAAGUUCCAGUCGACUCUCAACAAGAGCACUAUAGGCGAGAAGGCACGUCGCCUUGGAUUCAAAACUCUCGUUGGACUUUUCCAUGGCCACGCACAUAACCGUCGCUGUCAGCUCAAGAAUCUUCUGACAUAUGUGGAGUCGGUUGGCUUAGAAGACCUUGAGGGUUGUGAGCGUUUCUUCUCCAGAUCAAAUGCGCUGGCGCCUGCGGUUCGACAUGCCAGUAUAUUCCACCGACGGCAGGCAAUUUCAGAGUUCUGUCGACAUCUCGAUGCCUUUGACACCCUUCAGAGCUUGUCCGACUUCCUCUGCAAUAAUUAUUACCAAGCGCUCGAUAUUCUAGAUGGUGAAUCAGCCUGGAUCAGCUCAAUGAGGAGCUUCGUCGGCAAACAUGAAGCCGACGCUGAGGAGCUGAGGAAGCUGUGUGAAGAUUGGAGAAAAGAAGAGCAGGAAUACCUCGAAGGACUGACGAAGACGCCAGAAGUUGAGACCUUGCAGAUGGAGUACCUAAAGACUCUACGGCGUCUUGUCAAGACACAGGAGAACCUCAAUCUCGCCAGAGAUAUGUUCGUCAAUGAAACGCCCGAUACGAUUCUCAACUAUGGUACAAAUACAGCCAAUACUAAUGCAAGAGAAGCUCAACGUCGACACCUUUGGGAGCUCCAUCAGCUAGCUUUGGAAGACACUCAAGUACUGGAGAAACGCCUAGAAAUUCGGGAGCGUUGGAUACCCUCGUCAGUAGAAUGGAAGGACGCCGAGAAGUUGGUUGACAAUAUGGAGUACCAGCAGGCGUUGGAUCGGUUGGAAGGUCUUAUUGUGUCAAGGCUCUUUGAGCUAAAGGGAAUGAACAAGGCUGGCCAAGGCUACAAACUUCGUCAACAUGUUGGCAAGGCCCUCAAAUCACGCUCCCAUGCAAUACAGAAUGCUGUAGACCGCUACAACAAAGCUGCAGUCAAGAGAGGCCGACCGGAACUCGACUUCCAGACUGUCGUGGACUACACCUUCCUUGCUGAGUUUGACCUACUUCGUGAAGGCAGGAAGGACAUUCGGGACCAAGCAUGGGCUGUCCCUGCAGCGCGUAAUCUCAUGGACCAGUACUACAAGAUUGAACGUGCACGAGAAGAGAAGGAACGCCUCGACAUCGAAAUACAGCGGCUCGUGACAUGGAUGCAAGAUGAAGAGGCUUACCUGUUAGCCAAGGAACGGGAGGUAACAGAUCCAGCACUUUCGUACCAGAUCCAGCGCUACAGAGCCCGCCGUACUCGAUUCAACAACAUUCACUUCAAGAAGCUCGCAAAACUUUUGAAGCAGGACGGUUGUACAGCGACAUUUGUAGCAGGAGUCGGGACUUUGAGCUUGUGGAGACAGGGCAGUAAAAUGGCAGAGGGAACCGAGCAGGAAGACGAGGAGGAACUGGUGGAAGAAGACAUUCAGGAGGAGGAACAGGUCACCUCAACUUACGAUGAUCUUGUACUUAUAGAGGGACUGGCAGCACUGGGCAGUUAGAUGUAGCAAUGUAUUAUAUUCUAUCCAAUUUAUGGAGGUUUUUAAAC
Marasmius oreades (fairy-ring Marasmius) is the source of this 2639-nucleotide messenger RNA. RefSeq lists its product as uncharacterized. NCBI's taxonomy places the organism in Eukaryota, Fungi, Basidiomycota, Agaricomycetes, Agaricales, Marasmiaceae. The transcript has 4 exons. The coding region runs from base 232 to 2592 and encodes 786 amino acids. The record is from RefSeq and is a predicted model, not a curated record.